AUAGCCAAGACCAACGGCCGACGGAGUAGGGGUCCGAUGAGAAGCAAUUCCGACGUGGUUUCCGGUUCCCCCUCUCAGGAAUGUUCCGAAGAUGUUUUCAAUUUUACGUUGUCGUCCGAGGGCUCCGGUUGCCGCCACUUGUUCGGUUCAUACAGUUUCACUUCUUCCCGGGAGAAGCGGCGGUCGACGAUUCUGCCUUCAAGAAAUGGCGGCGAUUGUGGGGACCACGAUGGGGGUUUGCGGAAACGGAAACGGAAGGUGGUUGACGUUGAUUCGUUGCCGUACGGGGUUUUGGGGUUCAAGAAACCAAAGAACUUCAUGAAAAUCAAUUCCACCCUGCGUAAGUGUAGUUCAUCACGUGAGUCGGAUAAUACGGUUUUUGAGUUCUCUGAGAACAGGGACUUUUCGAUAUCAAAGGCGAAGAAUGUCGAUUCGGGUUGGUACGGGUUAAAUUCGUCCCACGAUUUACGGAAUUCGGUGCCAAGAAAGUGCGAUUUUAAAAGGGAUGUUUCAAAUUUUACUAGGGUUUGUGGAAUAUCCAAGAAGAAGGCUGGAAAAGAAAAUGGGGUUUUACAGAAGACUAGGAAGAAGUUGGAUUCGAAAUUACGGAGCAUUGCGGAGAAUGUGGAUGGUGUGAAUUUUGCAUUGGAUGGGUUGAAGAAGGGAUCACAUGUGAAUAUUAGAAGGGCAAGUCUCGUUUCGUUGUUAUCCGUUUGUCGAACAAAGCAACAUCGGCAGCUUCUGAGGGUUAACGGGAUGGCUAGAAAUAUUAUCGAUGUUGUUUCUAGACUUGUUUCCGAUGAUUGGCCAAGCAACCUCGCUGCAGCUACUUUAGUUUAUCUGCUGACAAGUGAUGGUGAAGAUGAUUGCGUUUUGGGUUCACCGAGCUGCAUUUGCUUUCUGAUAAAGUCUUUGAAACCACUUACACCAAGGAUGCGCAGAAGGGCUAGUUUAUUACAAGACUCAGUUUAUAUCAAAGAUUCCAGCGCGACUGCAAUUAUGACCAAGGUCCGCGAGAUUCUUCGUAAUUGCAAGGAAAUGAAGUCGAGAGAAUGUAUCCAUUUACGAUUGUAUCCUAAAUGGAUUAGUUUGCUUACAAUGGAGAAAGCGUGCUUAUCUAUUGAAGAUACGGCUAACACUGUUCGGAAAACUGGGGUUAGCUUCAAGGAAAUACUUAGAGAGUUUGGAGGACUUGAUGCAGUUUUUGAAGUGGCGAGGAAUUGUCUUUGCAUAAUGGAGGAAUGGUUGGAGAAGAGUCCGAAUUUUGCACUCGAAUUGAAAGACAACGCUGGGCUAGAAAGUCUUCUACUGCUUUUGAAAUGUCUAAAAGUAAUGGAAAAUGCUACCGACCUUAGCCAAGACAAUCAGUGCCAUUUGCUUGGAAUGAACGGAAAAACGAACGGUCAACGAGCUCCACGUUCUCUCACAAACCUCAUUCUUAGUGUCGUCAAGAUUCUCUCAGGUGUUUCUUUAUUCAGAAGUUCAUCGAGCAGUCCUACGACUCAGGUAUCAUUCAGCGGAAUAUCUGGGGAUUCAGAUAGCAGUGAUCCUUUUGCGUUUCGUUGGGACGAGUUUGGACCGUCAAAGUGGGACCGACUAUCUGAAACGGCAGAUAAAGUGGGACCCACUUCUGCCGGUGAUGAAGAAAAGUUCAACCUUAUAUCCGACUGUCUUAUCGCAGCUGUCAAGGUUUUUAUAAACUUAACUAACGACAACCCCGAGGGCUGCCAGCAAAUUGCAACAUGCGGAGGCUUGGAAACCUUUUGUUCUCUGAUUGCUCGUCAUUUCCCGUCUAAUUCUAGUCCGAGCGAUACACAUCUGACUGAUCGAGAACAGGACUUUCUCGUUGCUAUUUUGGUCUUGCUUGUGAAUUUGGUGGAGAAGGAUCGACAAAACAGAUCUAAGCUUGUAGCAGCUCGUGUUUCGUUACCGAGAAUCGAUGAUUUGGAAUUGGAGGAUCAAACGGACGGUGUGAUUUCUCUUCUAUGCUCUAUCUUUUUGGCUAACCGAGCCGGUGGAAAAUAUUUGUGUUCGGAUGACGAAGAGUCCGGGUUACAGAGAGAGAAAGAAGCGGAUAAUAUGAUUAUAGAAGCUUAUGCAGCUCUUCUUCUUGCGUUUCUUUCGAUGGAAAGUAAGAGCACACGUAAUGCAAUUGCGAAUUUUUUUCCGGGUCGGAACUUGGCUAUACUUGUUCCGGUGUUGGAGAGAUUUGCGGUAUUUCAUGUGACGUUGAAUUUGAUCUCGCCGGAAACGCACGAAGUGGUGCUUGAAGUAAUCGAAUCGUGUAGGACGACUCCAUGAGAGCUGCUUCAAGAAGUUGUACAGGCCUCAAUUUUUUUUCUUUGUAGAUUGUAUUGUAAUUUGUAAAUACAUAUGUUGAGUUUACCUUCUAAGUUGAGGGGAUGAAAUUGUUGCAUGCACAAAAAAAGAAUAUUUGUAAUAAUUGUACCUAAAAGAAAAAAAGGUAAAUUUCAUUUUACCCUUUGUACUUUGGCUGGAUAUCACUUUAUCCUCAUUUGUAUUGAUUUGCCCCCUUGUACUU
Erythranthe guttata (spotted monkey flower) is the source of this 2542-nucleotide messenger RNA. Its product is annotated as wings apart-like protein 2. Lineage: Eukaryota; Viridiplantae; Streptophyta; Magnoliopsida; Lamiales; Phrymaceae. The record is from RefSeq and is a predicted model, not a curated record.